Messenger RNA from Stegostoma tigrinum, 3445 nucleotides. RefSeq names its product transmembrane protein 14A. Bases 190 to 609 code for a protein of 139 amino acids. Lineage: Eukaryota; Metazoa; Chordata; Chondrichthyes; Orectolobiformes; Stegostomatidae. Gene Ontology annotation, biological process: regulation of heme biosynthetic process. Gene Ontology annotation, cellular component: mitochondrial membrane. The transcript is spliced from 5 exons. The record is from RefSeq and is a predicted model, not a curated record.
AAAUAGAAACUGCUGGAAAAGCUCAGCAGGUCCGGUUCGCAUCUGUGGACGGAAAUCAGAGUUAACGUUUCGGGUCGUCUGACCCCCUCCUCAUCUUCAGAACUGCUAAUCCCAACCGAGCGCUCAUACUCUCACCCCUCUGAUCAUAGCCUACCCGUCCUUACUUCCUUCGAGUCACCUUAUAAGAAAAUGCCAGCUUUUCUUCGCCUUUCGUUUUAUAUCUGCCCUCUGGUGGCAGAUGGUAAAGGAGAGGACGAAGGCGGAAGUGUAGUUUUAAAACACGAAUUAAAUUCAACACGAGAGGGGAAAAACAUUCUGAUACUAAAAACAAAGAAUUCAAGAAUGUCAAUCGAUUGGGUAAGCUUUUCCUAUGCUGCUAUUGUGACGGUGGGUGGCAUUCUGGGAUAUACUCGGAAAGGGAGUGUGAUGUCUUUGAUGUCUGGACUGCUUUUUGGAUCUCUAGCAGGAUACGGUGCUUAUCAAGUUUCAAAUGACCCACGAAAUGUUAAGAUCUCAUUGUUAACUGCAGGAAUUUUGACCACAGUAAUGGGAGUGCGCUAUAAAAGGUCUGGAAAGCGGACCUCGAAUUUGCCGCUGACACGGAUGUAGCAAACAAUGUCUCACCUCUCUGUGUUCGAAUGCUGGAAGUCAAGCCCCAAUGUUCCUGAAGUCAUCACAAAAGUUAAGAGAUUUUUAAAAGUACCCAAAAUUCCCCAAUUUACCUGUCUUUUAGGUUCCUGUUUACUGAAAACACUGACCAGGUUUCUAUACCUAACAAAAUCUACUAUUUACUAGUAACAAAUAGACUUUUGAGGCUGACAUGGCACAAUAAUUGUGUCCCUCCCUCUUGCUCAGAGAAGCAAGGUUCAAAUCCUACCCACUUCAGAGAUGUGUCAUAAAAUGCCUGAGCAAGUUGAUUUUUAAAAAAAUCUAUUAGUAGUGAAUGGGCUGUUGUAUUGCAAUAGGGUAAUGUAAAGAGAUGGAGCAAUUCCUAAAACUUGUGCAAGAGAAUUUUUCUUUAAAAAAGGUAAAAGUUUACCUGCAGCAAGAGCUUACUUUAUGAACUGUCAGCAUAUAACUCUACUAACUAAAAUUGUCAUUCCUGUACAAAUUUCCUCUUGCACAGACAAAUUGGCAAAAUACAAAGCAUGUUAUGGACAAAGGGAAAACUGGUAAAGCAGUUCAAUGGUUCCUCUUCACAGUGGUUGCUGAGAUGGCUGUUGUGCUGGUCAGAACACUGCUUCUCCUUGUCCAAAUAGUUUCCACUGGUUUGCCAGAGGCACAGGGUGGCUAGUUCACUUAUAAAAGCUCUCUGACGAACCAAUUAGAUCAGAGCUUACAGCAACUGCUGAAGGAAAGAUAGGCCGGAAGUGGCUGUUACUGCAGAGAAUAUAGAGAGUGAGAGAGAGCUAAACUGUUUGUGUCCCAAAGACUUCUGUGUAUCUUGUUCACAACUCCACGCUGUUCACCUGUCUGAGAACCAAUCAUGUGGUGGUUGGCAGGCAGAAGUAUUUUGUCCUUGGCGAUCACGAGUCCACAAACAGAUCUGCUACUUGUUGUAAACCAAAGCUCGUUAUGCACAAAACCUUUCUGCUGCAGUUUGUCCACAAUCACUGCUGUAACCCACAGGGGUACAAACAAUGACACAUUGAGUAUCAAGUUAUUUGUUUUCAAACCAUGCAGCGAUUCUUGCAAUCUGUGGGUUUAAAACAGUUCUUUCCCUAUUUCAGUGCACAACUUAAAAAAACACCAUUAAAUUAUGAAGACACUGUUUGGACCAUAAGACCACAAGAUGUAAGAGCAGAAUUAGGCUAUUUGGCUCAUCGAGUCUGUUCACUGUUUGAUUAUGGCUGAUAUGUUUUGCAAUCCCAUUCCCCUCUUCUCCCCAUAACCCCUCACUAAUCAAUAAACUAUUUAUUUAUUUCUGCCGAAAAGACACUCAGUAACUCGGCUUCCACAGCCUUCUGAGGCAGUGAGAUCCACAGAUUCUGAUUGAAGAAAAUCUUCACGUCCGUUCUUAAUGGUCAUCCCUUCAUUCUAAGGCUGUGCCCUCGAUCUCUUCUACUCGAGAGAAGAUCUUCGUGUCCGCUCUACCCAAGCCUCUGUUUUCGCUAAGUUUCAAUGAGAUCUCCCCUCGUCCUUCUGAACUCUGAGAACUGACCCAGAGUUUCAACCAAUUCUCAUAUGACGAGCCCUUCAUUCCCAGGAUCAUUCUUGGAAAACUCCUCUGGACCCUCUCCGAGACCAGCACAUCCUUCCUUAGAUACGGCGCCCAAAACUAGUUAAAAUAUUCCAGUUGCAGUCUGAGCAAAGCCUUAUACAGGCUCAGCAGUACAUCACUGCAGUUGUAUUCUAGCCCUGCCUGUCCCUCCACCUAUCUUUGGGUCAUCUGUAAACUUACAAGUAAUGCACACAGUUCCUUUCUCCAGAUCAUUAAUGUAUAACAUGAAUAGUUGUGGUCCCAACACUGACCCCUGCAGAACGCCAGUGGUCACCCGCUGCCAUCCAGUAAAAGACCCCUUUGUCUACACUCUGCCUUCUGUAAGUCAGCAAAUCCCCUAUCCGUACGAGUAACUUGCCUCUAACACUAUACACUGUUAACGUAUUUAGCAUCCUCCUGUGCAACACCUGGUCAGAGGCCUUUAGGAAAUCCAAAUUGAUCAUGUCCACUAGUUCUCCUUUGUCUAACUUGCUCAUUAUCUCAAAAAACUUUGACAGAUAUGUCAGGCAUGACCUCCCCUUAAUGAAGCCGUGCUGACUGAGCCCUAUUUUACCAUGCACUUCUAAGCACUCCACAAUUUCAUUCUCAGUAAUGGACUCUUAACAUCUUGCCAACGACCGAGGUCAGACUAACUGGUUUAUAAUUUCUCAUCUUCUGCCUCCUUGCCUUCGUAAAUAAGCGUGUUACUUUAGCAAUUUUCCACUCCUGUGGGAUCUUCUGUGUCUCCAGUAAUUCCUGAAUGAUUGCAAUCCAUGCAUCUACAAUCACAACUAUCUCCUUCAGAACGCUGGGGUAUGGUCUGUCUGGCUCAUCUUUACAGCAAAAAGGAGGAGUGUUCAUAAAAGAUUAAACUAACUUCAAGAUGGCAUUGGCUAGAGAAUGGUCACAGUUGGCAGAUGUAAAUUUUAUGUAGAGAAGUGUUUGGUCACGCACUUUAAAGGAACAAAAAGGCAGGGCAGUGUAAUUCACAGAGCAAAUGCUGACACAUGAAAGAAGUGACACUGCAGGAUACAAAUAGUUAAUUUCUUGAAAUUUCUCAGCAGAGAUCUGGUGCUUGGGAAUUGUUGAUUCUGAUGUGGUGUAACCCUGUUCUGACCCUGAGAGUGGAGGAUUGGUAGAAACCUUUGGGAAGAAAAAAGUGUACUUUAUAUUUAUUGUUCCUUAUCACCACGUUAUCUAAGUUUAUGUGCUGUACAAUCUCUCUCAAAAUGAUUUUCUUCUUCC